AUGUCUUCCACCUACAAAGUUCUGGUCAUUGGCGCUGGCGAACUCGGUAUUCAAGUGCUUCGAUGCUUGGUCUAUCAUCCGCGCUCGGCGGAGGUGGCGGUUUUACUACGCCCAGCCAGUCUCACUUCAACCAAUCCUUCCCAGAAGAAAAAGGCCGACACUCUGAGGCAAUGGGGGAUCCAAUUUGUCGCUGGCGAUAUCGUCGCAGACUCGGAACAAACCCUGACCGCCGUUUUUGCUGGCUAUGAUCUCGUCAUCGGGUGUACUGGAUUCGUCUCAGGCAAAGGAACCCAACUUAAACAGACUCGAGCGGUACUGGCGGCUGGCAUUCCACGAUACAUCCCAUGGCAGUUUGGCGUGGACUACGAUGCCAUCGGGCGUGGCUCGCCCCAGGAUGUCUUCGAUGAACAGCUGGAUGUCCGUGAAUUGCUUCGAUCCCAAUCAAAAACGCGCUGGGCAAUCGUUUCAACAGGCAUGUUCACCAGCUUCCUAUUUGAGCCGUCUUUUGGUGUAGUAGAUCUGAAGGAGGCAACCGUUUGCGCCCUCGGAAGCCUAGAAAAUCGAGUCACAGUCACUACACCGGAGGACAUUGGGAGAUUCACUGCCGAAAUUGUCCUAGGCCACGAUAGCGAAGCGCUGUUUGCUGGCCAGCCCAUUUUCGUCGGCGGAGACACCCUCAAUUAUGAAGAGGUGGCACAAAUUGUGGAAAAAGUUACUCAAAUGCCAAUUCGGCGAACAGUCUUUUCAACUACCGAUGCAAUUGCUGCUCUAGCGGAAGACCCUGAUAAUUCACAACUCAAGUAUCAAGCGGUAUUCGGUCAAGGUCGUGGUGUAGCUUGGGAGCUGUCGGCGACAUGGAACUGGCAACGUGCAUUACGUGCAACAACUGCCGAGCAAUGGGCACUAGAGAACUUGACAGAGGCCAGUUCACUCAGUAUAGCCUAA
Molecule: messenger RNA, 945 nt
Organism: Penicillium macrosclerotiorum
Lineage: Eukaryota; Fungi; Ascomycota; Eurotiomycetes; Eurotiales; Aspergillaceae
Product: aromatic alcohol reductase
Exons: 1
Coding region: 1-945 (314 amino acids)
Molecular function (GO): oxidoreductase activity
Source: RefSeq, a predicted model, not a curated record